Molecule: messenger RNA, 1386 nt
Organism: Oxyura jamaicensis (ruddy duck)
Lineage: Eukaryota; Metazoa; Chordata; Aves; Anseriformes; Anatidae
Product: copine-5-like
Exons: 10
Biological process (GO): cellular response to calcium ion
Cellular component (GO): plasma membrane
Molecular function (GO): calcium-dependent phospholipid binding
Source: RefSeq, a predicted model, not a curated record
CACAGGGGUCACUGCGCCCCCUCCCCCCCCCAGCAGGGACACCCGUGUCACCGUGUGCCCCCCCCUCACUGCCGGUCCCACAGGGGCAUCCCUGGGAAGAAGUGCGGCACCAUCAUCCUCCUCGCCGAGGAGCUGGGCAACUGCAGGGACGUGGCCACGCUGCAGUUCUGCGCCAACAAGCUGGACAAGAAGGAUUUCUUCGGCAAGUCCGACCCCUUCAUGGUCUUCUACCGGAGCAACGAGGACGGGACCUUCACCAUCUGCCACAAGACAGAGGUGGUGAGGAACACGCUGAACCCGGUCUGGCCGGCCUUCGCCAUCCCCGUGCGCGCCCUCUGCAACGGCGACUACGACCGGGCCAUCAAGGUGGAGGUGUACGACUGGGACCGUGACGGCAGCCACGACUUCAUCGGCGAGUUCACCACCAGCUACCGGGAGCUGGCGCGGGGGCAGAGCCAGUUCAACGUCUACGAGGUGACGCUGCUGUCCUUCGCCGUGGAGUCCGACCACACCUUCCUGGACUACAUCAGGGGCGGGACCCAAAUCAACUUCACGGUGGCCAUCGACUUCACCGCGUCCAACGGCAACCCCUCGCAGUCCACCUCGCUGCACUACCUGAGCCCCUACCAGCUCAACGCCUACACCAUGGCGCUCAAGGCGGUGGGCGAGAUCAUCCAGGACUACGACAGUGACAAGAUGUUCCCGGCGCUCGGCUUCGGCGCCAAGAUCCCUCCGGACGGGCGCGUGUCCCACGAGUUCCCGCUGAACGGCGACGCGGCCAACCCCUCGUGCAGCGGCAUCGAGGGCAUCCUGGAGGCCUAUCACCGGAGCCUGCGCAGCGUCCAGCUCUACGGCCCCACCAACUUCGCUCCCGUGGUCAACCACGUGGCGCGCUCGGCCGCGGCGGUGCCCGACGGCUCCCAGUACUUCGUGCUCCUCAUCAUCACCGACGGCGUCAUCUCGGACAUGGCGCAGACCAAGGAGGCCAUCGUCAACGUGAGUCCUGCGCCGCGGGGCUGGGGGGGGUGCAGUGCCCAGCUGGGUGCGUGGGGUGCCCCAAAACGCUGGGGUGAGGCUGGGUGCACGGGCUGGGGACAGGGGGUGCCCCAAAGCACCAGGGUGCGCUCCCUGCCAAGGGACACCCCAGGGUAUUGGGGUGCAAUGAUCGGCCGGGCGCAGGGGGUGCCCUGUGCUGGGGUGCUCCAACCAGGCAGAAGCUCGGGGGGGGGGGGGGCAGGAUCCUGGUGCACAAGCAGAGGCUGGGGUGCAGGGUGCAGUAACCAAAUACGUGAGCUUUUUCUGUCCUCUGCCCCCUCCUCCCACGCACCAGGCAGGAGGAUUGGGUCCGCGCUUCCCAGCAAUUCGGCUGCCGGCCAGGGCAGGAGG